AUGAGGGAUAAGGAACCGACAUCCCUUAAAGCUAUCUCCCAAACGACUCGCCCAUACCCCUCCACUCCCCGCCCCUCAUCCCAGACCCCUCGCGCUGGUCCGAGGUACUUCCCACAGAACGUCCUACCAGACGACGACAGCAUGGAACAACCCCCAAACCUCUUGCCUGAUUCUCCCCCCUCCCCAACAUCUCCCCCAAACACACCCACACCCAUCUACCGCGAGAUCAGCGGGCCCACACAACCACCUGACCUUCUCGUCUUCCGUGAAUUCAACGUCACAACCACUACCCCCCAAGAGACCACGGCAACCGAAGUUAAGAACAGCGACCUUCAUAAUUCCAUGCACGCCCCUGGUAACGCCAUGGUAGACCAAAUCAUGGGCGCACCCCACAGCCCCCCUACCAUACGUGAGCAAACCGAGGAAGAGGAUGCCAUCCUUGCUCACCUCGCACUAGCGGAAGCAAACCGAUCCGUACUAAGCCAAAACGGAAUUAACCACUGCACAAUCCUACCCCAGUUCACUCCCACGCCCAUCGGUGGCUUCCCCAAGAUACAUAUGGCGCACUCUGCCCAAAUAUUCGAUCACCUCAACAAUAAGGUGCUCCUUGCUUGGUUCCAGGUGGAGCACCCGAAGUUUAUGGUGCAAGUCUUUGACCAAUCCGGCAAAGAUGUAGCGGAGAAAACGGCAAUCAUAGCAGAACACAUCCGAGCCAGUAUAUCAAUCAUUUCUGACUUUGUUCACCAAGAAGCUCCACCAAUUCGUGUCUCCCCGCCCCAUCCCCAAGGCGGACGAGGAGCUAAAGAACUCCCCAUUGGCUUCUUAGUACACAAGAUCUCCGAAGAAGCGAAAAACCUAAUCAUAGACCAACGUAUAUGGUCCUCUACGGACAUCACAUUUGAGGCGCUACCAUUCAACUGUGCAACCCCCCCAGAAUUACUAUUCUGUCUAUCCGGUUUCACCACACCAGAUGCAGACAUUGUCCGCAAAACUGUCAUCGACAUCUGGGCAUACGACGACAACAGAUGCCACAUUGAUGACACCUUCUCUAUGUGCGGGUUCCCAGAUGACGAGCUUGUGUACAAAGCCACGCAUGACCUCAUUCACUCCGUUCGCGUCGAAAUCUUAGACUUCAAGGUGACAGGAGGUCUAUCUGUACCUCGAUUCAAUAUAUUCACAACAAGUCCAACGAAUAACGCGAAAACGUGGACAGAACUAUGA
Molecule: messenger RNA, 1221 nt
Organism: Suillus paluster
Lineage: Eukaryota; Fungi; Basidiomycota; Agaricomycetes; Boletales; Suillaceae
Exons: 1
Coding region: 1-1221 (406 amino acids)
Source: RefSeq, a predicted model, not a curated record